Sitophilus oryzae (rice weevil) is the source of this 1616-nucleotide messenger RNA. RefSeq lists its product as uncharacterized. The transcript is spliced from 5 exons. Bases 429 to 1616 code for a protein of 395 amino acids. Lineage: Eukaryota; Metazoa; Arthropoda; Insecta; Coleoptera; Curculionidae. The record is from RefSeq and is a predicted model, not a curated record.
CGCGCGCGAGGUAGCUGCCGCGGCCUCCUAGACGAAUGCCACCGUUGCGGCACCCGAUUCGCGCUUGUUUGUGGAGUCGGAUAUCAGUUUAAACAAUUUAGUUAAUUGUAUAUGCAGUUUUUUCGGGAAUAUUCUGAAAAAUCGUUAUUAGAGUGCCAUAAGGUUUUUUUUGAAAAAAGUGUUCAAGGUGAUUUAAUAAAUAAACUGUCUUCUUUUAUGAUAUGCAUUUUUGGGAUUUAUGUAUUUGUAGAUAGAAAUGCAACAUCUGAAAUAAAAAUUUAUAUAUUAUGAACUAAAGCAGUUUGACUUUAAACGUAUGCAAGUGAAACAAGCCAAAUUAUUUUGUGGGACUGUGGUUUGUGUAACAUUUUAAUAGUGAUUCUUGAAAUUGUGUCUAUUACUGGGAAUGUGCAAUAUAUUUUUAAACAAUGGCUUACGUAGUUUGGAGGGUUGUGAUGAAGAAGUAUUCCAAGAUUCGAUUGGGAUUGACCGGGAACGGAUCACAGGUUACUCCAAGCAACCAAAGAGCAGUAACAUACGACGAGGAAUCAUGGAAACCGACACCAGAAGAAACUUCUUCAAAAGAAAAAAGUCCAGAACCCUCAACCUCCUCCUCUUCUACGUCAUCAAAACAAACUAGCAAAACUAAGAAAGUGAAAAAGUACUUGAAGAAGUGCAAAAAUGCCUUGGGCACCAGCAAGUCUUACAGCAGUUUCGAUUCGAAAUCCUCUUGGUACGUAGAUCCUAGAUUAGAAAACCUCGUUUGUGAGAGUGAAAUCAACGAAUUGGAAGAAGUUUUUGAAGAUGCUGUUGUAGUGAAACCUUUAGAGAUACAUGAAAGAGUUAAGUUUGAGGUAGCCAGUGUUAUUCAAGUUAAAGGUCCACCAAAUGAAAAAGAUGACAACAAAGAGCCGGAAGAUAUUAACAGCACUAAAGACAUAGCUUCUGGAAGUUUUGAUCAUUUCGAAUCAGCUCUAAAUAGUCUUCAAAGCGAAGCAACUAUAACUUCGGAGGACUGUGAUUUUUUCUCCUUAGAGGAAACUCUAUACGACGAGACUUCCUUUAAGCAUAAACAAAUAGUUUUAGAGAGUUUUAGGCAAGACAUUGCUAUGGGUGGUAACAAGUUGAGUAAGUGUAACAUCAGCGAGAAUAGAUCACAACAAAGUGAGGGUGCUUUUUUAGAGAAAAGAACUAGCGUUGAUCAAGGGGGAGGUGAAGUUUUUUGUAAUAGUGAAUCGAAGAAGAAUAUAGAAAAAAGUGAUAUUAAUUCUGUCUCGCCCUUCUUGAGGAACGAGCAAGAGGAGGUAGAAGAUGGAGUUAGUAAAAUUGUGAGGAGGAAAGUUGAGGAUGGGAGUGAAGAAAAAGAGGGAAUUACUGUUUCUAAUAACUUGCAUAAAAGUGAAGUAGAAGCCCUAGUCGAAAAAUACUUCGGAGACAUUUACAGCAACUUUGCCGGAUCGAAAAAGUGCCUAAUUCGCCAAGCUAGGGACUUGCUAGUUUGCGAGUACCAUGGCUGUUUCAACAAGUUCGAGAACGAGUUCUGCGUGCAAGCCUCCAAACUUCUUCAACAUUUAAAGUUGGCCCAACAUAUUUCUGAUUUCAAUCUUUAUCUUUAG